UGGGGCAUAUGUAUCCAUAUGCCACCAUUGUACAUGCCCUCAGGUUUAUUGGCCCUGGCCAUGUAGUACUAGUACAUUUUAUUCAUUGGAUUUCAGGCUUUCACUUCUCUGAGUUCUAUGCAGCUGUGGUCCUAUCAUGGUUUCAUGGGAGAAUGGUACUGUUACUAGGGAAACUAGUUUCUUCAUGUUAGAACUAGAUUUGCUCCGAAAUAAUGUCUGAUUAGGAGCUGUUUUUUAGUCUCGAGUAAUGAUUGCCUGCUGUCCCUAUCCCAAGGAAUCCAUGUGCUUAAUGGGCUCCUGCAGUUUGUCCACUUAUGCUUUCUUUUUCUUGGUUCUCUUGUCUCUCUAUCCAAUUUUCCCUCUAGGGAUUCGUUUAUAUAUUGCGUAUGGGAUGGAGGGAUGCUUGUUAGAUUAAUGCCAUUGCCCAAUUUGCCACAUGAUUUUAACGAUUCACCCACCCUUUUCGAUGUCUGCAUUUGCAAAUUCCUGCUGCAAAAGUCAAAACCAUCCUAUGCAGGGCUUACUGAGAUAAUUUAUAGGAUAUCACGUCAACAUGGUCAGGGUACUACGGGUUUACUCAGUGGCUGUGGCAGAAUACAGAGGAUACUCUGCAUAACUUCUAGGAUUCAAUUCUUCCGUUUCGCCAAGUGCUCUACUGUUAGCUUUGAACGCAGAAAGGAAGUACCUUUACAUUCACUGUAGAUCAUCUCUCUUCACUAGCACAUCCACAUGAUAAACAUCACAGCGGCAGGUGGUUGACAACUACUCUGCUCUGAGUCCCUCCUUGCACCACAAUCUAUUUCUUUUCUUUACAGCAGCAUAGUCGACCUAUUUAUAUAUGCUUGCACUGCUGCUGCUUCACAAUGUCCAUCACUAGCUUGGCAGUUUUGCUUUCGACCUUCGUGUGCUCCAUGGCGGAUUAGCAUCUUUAUAGUUGCCAUGGUCGAGUUGGAUGCAUAAUUGAGGUUAUCCAGCUAGGUGGCAUAUCAAGGGUUCGUUGUAAGAUUCAAUAUUGGAAGUCUAUGUAUGAAUGAGAUGCAUCAGGAAUAGGAGUACAUGCCCAGCAGAGCAAGGUGAUGCUGGUAGAAGGGUAGGAAGCAGGAUAGUUACAUCCAAGUGGCCUGGGGCGUCAGAUCACUCUGAUUGUGCGAUCUUUGUUCUGUCAAAAUCUGCCUACACACUUCCUUGGUUUUUGCCUUUGGCUCGGCCAGAUUGGUUUUUCCUUCACUGUAAAUUUCUAGAUUUAUUGCUCAUGUACAUUACUGGAUGGUUUCAGUUAUUUGUUCUAUUUGUAGACGUGAACAUGUGGUUCUAUGAAAAUCUUAGGGGACCUGUUAGAGCCACCUUUGCUUGACAAUUGUUGAUUAAGAGUACUUUUUGUCUAUGGUAAUGAUUGCAUUCCGUCCCUUUCCCAUGGAAAUAUGUUAAUGCCAUCUUCUUAAUGUUCUCCUGCAGUUUGUGUACUUGUACAUUUUUCGUGCUCAUUUGUCUCUGUAUCCACAUCUUCCCUGUCAAAAUUUGUUUAUACAGCAUGGGAGGAUGACUAUUAGAUUAAGACCAGUGCCAUAUUCAUGAAAUGAUACAAAGAUUCACUUCUGAUGAUGUCACCAUUUGCAAAAGGAUAUCACCAUUUGCAACAGUGCCAUGCAAUCUUGUGUUCUGUGCAGGAAAACAGUCUUAUGUUACUAUAGGGCCACACCAUUUCGAAACAGAAUUGAAUAAGUGAGCAAGCAUUGAGGGUCACGAUCUGGCCACGGUUCUGGAAUUUUCACCAGUGACAAAGGGCCCUCUGUGGUUGCUUUGAACAGGAGUAUGAACUAUCACUGACUUGGGGAGCAGUAUUUUUAUGGGAAGAGAAAAGCUCCAUAAGCAGCCCUCUGGUCGUCUGAUUGAAUCCCUUAAAAUGGAGAGGGUUAGGACCAUUCUGACUCAUAGAUACCCAUACCCACAUGAGCACUCAAGACAUUUCAUGAUUGCUGUGAUUGUUGGCUGGCUUUUCCUCCUUUCAUCGGAUAACUUACAAACCCUUAUAAUGAAACUGGACAAGAAUUUUAAAUGGUGGUCGAUGUAUGCCUGUUUGAUUGGUUUCUUCUAUUUCUUCUCAUCGCCGUUUAUUAGGAAGACUAUCAAGCCAAACUAUUCAAACUUUAGUCGCUGGUACGUUGCUUGGAUAUUCUUGGCAGCAUUGUACCAUCUCCCUAGUUUUCAGUCAAUGGGGUUGGAUUUGAGGAUGAAUCUUUCCCUCUUCCUCACUAUUUAUAUUUCCUCUCUAGUUUUCUUGAUCGUCUUCCACGUCAUAUUUCUUGGACUCUGGUAUUUGGGUCUUGUUUCUCGCAUGGCAGAGAAAAAGCCAGAGAUGCUUACUAUAAUCCAAAAUUGUGCAGUGAUAAGUAUAGCUUGCUGCGUGUUCUACAGCCACUGUGGUAACAGGACUCUUUCAAGGGAUAAAUCUAUUGAUCGUAGAACUGCUAGCUGGGUUGCAUUUUCACUGUGGAGAAAGCAAAAUGAGGACAAUACACUGAUUUCAAAGCUAUUGCGGAUGCAUAAGUUUAAAGACCAGAUUUGCUCGUCCUGGUUUGCUCCGGUUGGCUCUGCCAGUGAUUACCCACUUCUCUCGAAAUGGGCCAUUUAUGGAGAAUUAGCUUCCAAUGGAUCUGAACACUCGAACAUCAUUUCACCUGUCUACUCUUUGUGGGCCACAUUCAUUGGUCUUUACAUGGCCAAUUAUGUCGUGGAGCGGUCAACUGGAUGGGCUCUUACUCAUCCUUUAACAAUUUCGGAGUAUGAGAAUCUGAAGAAACUGUUGAAACCAGAUUUUGAGGACAUGGUUCCUUGGUACUCUGGGACCUCAACAGAUUUGUUCAAAACCGUUUUUGACCUCAUGAUAUCUGUGACACUCUUUGUUGGUAGAUUUGACAUGCGUAUGAUGCAGGCUGCUAUGAACAAAACUCCAGAUGAAUCUAAGAGCAGCGACCUUUUAUACGAUCAUCUUGAUGGGAAAGACGAACUUUGGUUUGACUUCAUUGCAGAUACCGGCGAUGGUGGCAACUCUACAUAUGCUAUAGCACGCUUACUUGCCCAACCUUCUUUAGUCGUAAAAUCUGAUGAUUCCAGGCUUAUAUUUCCCCGUGGAGAACUACUACUUAUUGGUGGAGACCUCGCAUAUCCAAAUCCAUGCUCAUUUACAUAUGAGCGGCGUUUUUUCUGUCCUUUUGAGUAUGCUCUCCAGCCUCCUGCUUGGUACACGCCUGAUCAUAUAGCAUUGGAAAAACCUGAACUUCCUCUUGGAGUUUCUGAGCUCAGACAGUAUAGUGGACCACAAUGUUUUAUGAUUCCUGGAAACCAUGAUUGGUUUGAUGGACUGAACACAUUCAUGAGGUAUGUCUGUCAUAAGAGCUGGCUUGGUGGGUGGUUUUUGCCCCAGAAGAGGAGUUAUUUUGCAUUAAAGCUUCCGAAUGGGUGGUGGGUUUUUGGUCUUGACCAAGCUCUACAUGGCGACAUUGAUGUGUACCAGUUCAAGUUUUUUGCAGAAUUAUGUCAACAGAAGGUUGGAGAACAUGAUUCUGUAAUUCUUAUAACCCAUGAGCCAAAUUGGCUUCUUGACUGGUACUGGGGUGAUAAAACUGGAAAAAACGUAACAUAUUUAAUACGUGAGUACCUCAAGGGAAGAUGUAAAUUGCGGAUGGCUGGUGACCUGCACCAUUAUAUGCGUCAUUCUUGCACUGAGUCCAAAGAACCAGUACAUGUGCAACACUUGCUUGUAAAUGGUUGUGGUGGAGCCUUUUUGCAUCCAACACAUGUCUUCGAGAACUUCAAGGAAUGCUAUGGGAACAAGUAUGAAACGAAGGCUGUAUAUCCUUCUUAUGAAGAUUCUAGCAAGAUUGCACUUGGUAAUAUUUUAAAAUUCCGAAGGAAAAAUUGGCAAUUUGAUGUCAUUGGUGGUUUUGUGUAUUUCGUGUUGGUCUUCUCAAUGUUUCCACAGUGUGACUCGUUUCGUAUCUUGCAUGAAGACUCUUGGGAUGGCCGUGUGAAUAGUUUCUUCAAUGCAACGUGGAAUGCUAUUUUUGAGAUUCUCGAGCAUUCUUAUGUAUCCCUAGCUGGUGUUCUUACUCUGUUGACGGUAUCAUUUUUCUUUGUACCCACAAAACUAUCACGUAGAAGACGUGCCUUGCUUGGCUUUCUUCAUGCUGCUGCUCAUAUAACUUCGGCAGUACUACUGAUGCUGCUUAUGGAACUGGGUAUUGAGAUAUGCAUCCGCAACCAUCUACUAGCGACAUCAGGCUACCACACCCUCUAUGAAUGGUACCGUCAGGCAGAAAGUGAACAUUUCCCUGAUCCCACGGGGCUUCGCGCUCGUCUGGAACAGUGGACUUUCGGACUUUAUCCUGCGUGUAUCAAGUACCUUAUGUCUGCCUUCGACAUCCCAGAGGUUAUGGCAGUAACUAGAAGCACAAUCUGCAGAAAAGGAAUAGAGUCUCUCCCUCGGGGAGGCGCCAUCAUCUACUAUGUGUCUGUCUUCCUCUACUUUUGGGUCUUGUCGACGCCCGUUGUGUCGAUGGUGUUUGGGAGCUACUUAUACGUGUGCAUAAACUGGUUCCAUAUCCACUUUGACGAGGCCUUCUCCUCCCUGCGCAUAGCAAAUUAUAAGGCGUUCACGCGGUUUCACAUAAAAAAGAAUGGAGAUCUUGAGGUCUUCACCCUGGCUGUGGACAAGGUGCCGAAGGAGUGGAUGCUGGAUCCAGACUGGGAUAUGGAGCCCAAGGAGCCAUUGCAGAUGAGCCACAGCAGGAGGUUCCCGAGCAAAUGGCGAGCCGCGUCGGGAUGGUCGGAUCCGACCAGCGUAGUUCGGGUUGUCGACCAGUUUGUCAUUCCACGGACACCGGUAGAUCCUCUUUUACUAGACUCUGCUCCGUGACCGACUUAAACAGGCCACGCUGUUGUAAACUUGUAUUAUAAAGUAUGUAGUUUACCUUGUGCCAUCUUCUUGGGAGAGGCUGGCUGUACAUAUCAUAGAACAAGUUACGAGGUAGAAAAGGUUUAAGAGAGAAGAAAAUGUAGAAUCAGCAGGAGGGAGGAAUGAUGUAUAUCUGUGCUAGAAUGAAGAUGAAGCAAUUGUGUACCAGGAAAUGAACAAAUUGCAUGUGUGGUUCAAGUUUUU
This is a messenger RNA of Triticum dicoccoides, 5158 nucleotides long. RefSeq lists its product as uncharacterized. NCBI's taxonomy places the organism in Eukaryota, Viridiplantae, Streptophyta, Magnoliopsida, Poales, Poaceae. The transcript is spliced from 16 exons. The record is from RefSeq and is a predicted model, not a curated record. The coding region runs from base 1847 to 4915 and encodes 1022 amino acids. Gene Ontology annotation, molecular function: hydrolase activity.